This is a messenger RNA of Magallana angulata, 1131 nucleotides long. RefSeq lists its product as uncharacterized. The record is from RefSeq and is a predicted model, not a curated record. Gene Ontology annotation, molecular function: nucleic acid binding. The coding region runs from base 1 to 1131 and encodes 376 amino acids. Lineage: Eukaryota; Metazoa; Mollusca; Bivalvia; Ostreida; Ostreidae. The transcript has a single exon.
AUGCGACAUACUUACCUGAGGUCCAUUAGGAAGUUUAGAGAGGAGGGUCGUCCUAUUGUGUAUUUGGAUGAGACUUGGUUGAACACCAAUCAUGUAGCGAGGGGAGAUUGGGUGGACUGUCCUAGGACAUCUACCUCUGCCUUUGAGUCGCAUCGUGGAGGUCAUGGGCGUUUUGUCCCAUCUGGGAAAGGCUCUCGUCUGAUAAUUGUGGAUGCAGGUUCUUCGGCUGUGGGUAUGAUCCCGGGAUCUGCUCUCAUUUUUGAGUCGAAAACAGGCAACCAGGAUUAUCAUGACGAGAUGAACUCAGAAAACUUUACGAAGUGGUUCACUGAGCAGUUGCUCCCUAACCUACCGACCAAUUCAGUCGUAGUGAUGGAUAAUGCUUCCUAUCACAGUCAUCUGGAUCCUGAGUCUAAGUGUCCGACUUCGUCGGCAUCGAAGGCCGAGAUCCAGUCUUGGCUUGAUAGAAAGGGUAUUCAUUACACUCCGGGAAUGAUCAAGGCUGAAUUGAUCACAUUGGUGAAGCAACAUAAACCUCGUCCUAAAUAUGUAAUAGACGAUUUGGCUUCGAAAGCAGGUCACACAGUUUUGCGUCUACCUCCCUAUCACUGUGAGCUUAAUCCUAUUGAGUUGGUCUGGGCUGAAUUAAAAAGUUUCGUCGCCAGGAGCAAUGUCACAUUCAAGAAAGAGAAAGUGAAGGAACUCUUUAAUCAGGCUAGAUCAACUUAUGGGGUUGAGAAGUGGCGUAAGGUGGAGAGUCACGUGAUAAGAGAGGUCGAAGAAAAACUGUGGAAACUCGACGGAGUCCAGGAUGAGGAGGUUGCUCCUGUGGUCAUAGACUUGACGGACUCGGAACACAGUGACAGUGACAUGGACACAGAUUCUGGUGAUGACGAAAAUGACUCUGACUCUGACGAAUCCAUGGGCUUCGUUGAGGAGUCUGACGAUGAAGUCACUUGUUGCAUAUGUGGUGAUUACAAUGCUCCUGGAAAGUCUCGAAAGAUUGUAUGGGUUGAGUGUGAAGUGUGUAAGAGGUGGAGUCACCGCAUAUGUACCAAGCCCUCUCUAAAGUCAGGUAAGUGUGUCCAAUGUUGGAACGCUUUGUAUGGUCUGAAUCCAGCUCCUUCAUGA